This is a messenger RNA of Mercurialis annua (annual mercury), 1098 nucleotides long. Its product is annotated as nifU-like protein 3, chloroplastic. Lineage: Eukaryota; Viridiplantae; Streptophyta; Magnoliopsida; Malpighiales; Euphorbiaceae. The transcript has 5 exons. Gene Ontology annotation, molecular function: iron-sulfur cluster binding; iron ion binding. The record is from RefSeq and is a predicted model, not a curated record. Bases 172 to 837 code for a protein of 221 amino acids. Gene Ontology annotation, cellular component: chloroplast stroma; mitochondrion. Gene Ontology annotation, biological process: iron-sulfur cluster assembly.
UAUCCAAAAUGUGUUAGCCAAUCAAACUGCAUUUUCCCCUCUCCCUCCAUUUUUAUUUCCACUUUUACAACAAAUCACAAAACAAAGUAACAAACAUAUGAACUAAAUUCACUUAUUUUCUUAAUUUUUUGUCUAACAAUUUAUCUCAAAUUCAAAUGUGAAUUUACUUCAAUGUUGAACCCUUCUCUUUCCCUGUCUGAAAAAUCUCACCACUUCUCCAUUUUUAAGAAUCCAAUCUCAGAUUCCACUAGAUUUUCUUCUACUCAAAAUGCUUUUUUUAGAGGACAAUUUCAUGUCAAAUACUUAGCUCCUUUUAAGCUGAACCGGGUCCGAAGCAAAUAUUCAGGUUUUGUGGUAUCACCAAGCUGUGUGUUGCCAUUAACUGAGGAGAAUGUAGAGAAGGUUUUAGAGCAGGUGAGACCUGGUCUGAUGGCUGAUGGAGGCAAUGUAGUUUUACAUGAGAUAGAUGGUCUUGUAGUUGUUUUAAAGCUUCAAGGAGCUUGUGGAUCAUGUCCAAGUUCUACCAUGACAUUGAAGAUGGGUAUUGAAACUCGAUUACGGGAUAAAAUACCGGAAAUCAUGGCCGUGGAGCAGAUUUUGGAUACUGAAACCGGACUCGAGCUGAAUGAGGAAAACAUCGAAAAGGUUCUUGCCGAGAUUAGACCGUAUCUAGCCGGAACAGGAGGAGGAGUACUGGAGCUUGUUCAGAUUAAUGAUUACGUUGUCAAGGUUAGACUUAGCGGACCUGCAGCCGGGGUUACGACUGUUCGUGUUGCUCUUACACAAAAGUUGAGAGAUAAGAUACCUGCCAUUGCAGCUGUUCAACUUAUAGAAUGAAUCAUCAACCAGAGGAUACAGCCUCUGCUUGUAUCUAGAGUUCUGCAUAAACCGAACCAAACUGAUAAAUUCGAUUCCGUUUUGUUUGACACUACAAAAAAUUUCCAAUUUUUUUAUGCGGUUUGGUUUUGGACAUGAAAAAUUUCAGUUAAGUUGUAGUACAAAAGGAACCAAACCAAAUUGUUCGAUUGGAAAAUUUUGAUAUCCUUAUAAAUUCGAUUCUGUUUGAUUAAAAAACUAAAAUUAUGGUUCAAUUCGAAA